Chara braunii is the source of this 4321-nucleotide messenger RNA. NCBI's taxonomy places the organism in Eukaryota, Viridiplantae, Streptophyta, Charophyceae, Charales, Characeae. The record is from the annotation of a GenBank genome assembly.
GGCUGUAACAGUUGGCUAGAAUACCUAACUGCAUCUUCUGGCGGUCCAAUGGAACCCGACACGAUGGGGCCACAACCGACCACGGGCGAAGCGGGAGAAGAGUACAGGGCAUCGCCCGAUCGAGCACUGAGGGAUCUGAAGGAACGAAUUAGGCAAGAAGCACCGCUGAGAUGGGCUGACCAAACCAAUGACGGAGGGUCCGACGUAAGAGGCGAACCAAUUGCGACAGAGCCGCAGGAGGCUCUAAGGACAGGUACCUCGAGCGGACGACGAGGAGCGACGAGGCAGCGCUCCCCCGAGUACGAGCGGAGGGACACCAUAGCGGAUAGGCACAGAGACGACUGGAGAGAGAGUUUGAGGGAUUCCUAUUGGAGGGACAGAGAUAGAGACAGGGCGCCGCCCAGGCGAGUCUUCGACCCCCAGACACGGGAGUCACAUCCGCUCCCUUACGAGAGCAAGGACCGCUAUAUUAUUAUGAACAAGGUCUCAGAGCCUCCUACCUUCAGGGGCUAUGGUAUCACAGAAUAUCUGGACAAGUGGGAGCUUCAUGCCAGCCGGAGUCAGUGGUCGGAGGAAGAGAUUAUAGAGAACUUCCUAUUUAAUGUGGACCCAAGUCUUAGUAGGGAAGUUAAGGAAGCUCGACCGAAGGAUGGGAAAUGGACUACGUACAAGAAGAACCUCGUUGAGCUUUACAAAUUGGAGGAUAACAAGUAUUCCAUCAASGACCUURAAACAAUGACUCAAGAUGAAGAUGAGAGCGUGCGGGCAUUUAGGAUGCGUUUCCAAAAGAUCUCCGACGUGCUGAUGAAGAAGGGGAAGAUCUCAGAGGUCGAGCGCUGUCCUAUCUUCAUCGGACACUUGUCCAAAGGUAGGCGAAAGAGUAUACUUAGAGAUCUUCCGCACGACAGGCUUGAUUUUCCAGAAGUCCUAAAGCUCGCGAUAAAGGCAGAGGCAGAYGAUUACAAGGACUUGGUGUGGAGAGGGAUGAGGAGACGUUGUGAGGAAACCCAGGGAGGGGUCGCCUACUGCUCGUUGAAGCCAGGGGCAGCAGCGCCUGUCACUCGCCGUGCCCGCUUCCGAGGUCCUCAACGAACGGCAGGGAACUUGGUAGGAGACACCCUAUACGAGAGGUCGGGUCGAGAUGGCUACAGAGUAAGUAGAUAUGAGAGAGGAGAUUGGGACUGGGAACGACAAGAUGGGUCACGCGGACGGUUUGAGCGCGGGGGAGAUGCGAGAGAGUGGCGCGAUGAGUUGCGGGGAUGGUACAACCGAGGGGACCGACGCGAUGAGUCACGAGGACGAUAUAACUCGGGGGACAGCCGGGAUGAUUCGCGAGGGCGAUAUGACCAAGGAGGGUUUGGAGGAGACCGGCGCGACGAUCCGUGCGGUCGGAAUGAGAGAGGGGGAUAUGGCGUCUCAUCAGAACCAUUUCCCAAGUCGCCUGACCCCAAGGCGGCCAGGAGUUCGAUCUCUAGAGGCGCAGACGACAAGGCAUCUACUCCGAGGAACUCAUGCGUCUACUGUAGAGGACAAGAUCAUAUCAAGAGGGAUUGCCCGAACCUCAAAUGGGCAAUAGAAGAGGGACUUGUCGUGCUUGACGACCGCAAGUACGUCAAGUGGGCAGAUGAUCUCGGAGAUGUAUCGAUGUUCCCUUCGAUGAAGGAGAAUGUCGAAGCAAGGAGAAUAAAGACGAGUAAAGGAAUGGAGUCGGUCAGGAGCCAGAGCAUCAAGAUAACCUUUGAGGGGGAUAUCGCGACCACACCCAUAAGGGUGGUAGCCACCAAGUCGGUAAGAGGAUCUACAUCGAAGAAGACUGAUACGGAUUACGUGAUGGCGGAGAAGGACGGACAGCGGGUCGAUGGAGAGGAGGUUAUCCUUUCGCCGCGAAAGCGGGGAGUGAAAAAGUUCUUAAUGAAGAGUUCGUUGGACGAGAUUGACACGGUCGAGCCACUGAGGCGGGCUCUUCGGCAACCCAUGCAGUGCUCUAUUCUGGAGUACCUGGCGGCAUCGAAGCCGGCUCGUGAUGAGUUACAGAUGAUCACGCGGAAGACUCGCAUACCUCUAUCGGAGGAGGGUCAGACCCCUAAGGCGGAAGCUUCUAAAGUAGCAGUAACGGGGGUGACUGCCAGAGCGGAUCGCAUGACGACAGUCCUUCUCGAUGGGAUGGAAGGUGUGCCUCCAGACAAGUUUUAUAUACUUGGUAGCGGGGCCGUGGAGACGAUUAUAAACGAUGAAGCAGUACUCGAUGCUGUGGUUGAUAACGGCAGUGAGGCUGUCAUCAUAGACGAGGACGAAGCGGUACAAGUUGGACUGGGCCUCGAUAGGUCAUACCUAUUCGAGAUAGAGACGGCUGAUGGGAGAAAGCAACWGAUCACUGGGGUUUGUCACAAGGCAGCCAUAGAGGUCCAAGGGGUGCGAGUAAUCCUGCCUGUCUUUGCAGUCAAGAACUGCAGCUCCGUCCUGCUCUUGGAUCCGGCAAAGUUAGAAAAACUCCUAAACUGGUCGUCGCCGUUACAUAGCCCCACCGAGGUCCGGCAGUUUCUGGGAGUGGUCGGUUACUGGCGUAUAUUCAUACGGGGGUAUGCGGAGAAGGCUAAGCCACUGAGGUUACUCCUUCGAAAGACUGAGAACUUCUAUUGGAAUUCUUCGCAGGAACUUGCUAUGCAAGAACUUAAAGACGAAUUUAAGGAAGGAGGACGCGUGUUGGGUGUGCCAUUCUUUGACGAUGAGACCGAGAGACCCUUCAUGGUAUCCACGGAUGCUGGACCAUGUUCAGUAGGUGGUUUGCUGUCUCAGAAGGACGCUGGAGGGAAGAGUAGGACACUUAAUACUGCUGAGCGUAACUACAGUCAAUUUAAGAAAGAAGUGUUAGCUGUUCUCCGGUGUCUAGACACGUUCAGACACUAUAUCUAUGAGCGACGGUUCAUCUUGAGAAUAGACCCCACCGCGGUUGCCUCUGUCCUCCAGAAGGACUUUAGUCUGACGGACCCGACCAUCGCCCAAUGGUUAAUACGGAUUCGGCUAUACGAUUACACGGUCGAGAGAAUAUCUGGUACUAAAAAUGCUGUGGCAGAUGGACUUUCACGUAUCCCUCUCGAACGUCCGAUAGUAGCUGGGGCUCUGACAAUGGCAGAUCUGAGACGCGCAGAGAGAUUUCUAGUUAAUCUUUACGAGGGCAAGUACCGAAUGAUCGGACUACACCUGACGGGAGAGGAGAGUCAAGAUUCAGAUAUCCGGAGGCAAGCAGCCCAGUACUGCCUUAGAGCGGGCCACCUUUUCCGAAGGCCAGUAGGGUCGGGAAUGCCCUUGCGAGUAGUCUGUGAUCCUGAGGAGAGACAGACGAUAGUUGCGGAACUUCACGAYGGGGWAGUCGGAGRACACAAGGGAGUUAAAGGAACCUACGAAAAGAUACGCCGGUUGUACUGGUGGGAUGGACAGUAUAAGGACGUUGAGAGGUACMGUAUGACAUGCGAAGAGUGCCAGAARAGAGCUCUUGUGAAAUACAAAGAGCCACUUYAUCCAUCCUAUCCGACCAGACCAGGAGAGAAAGUACACAUCGAUCUAGUGAAAAUGCCGAGAGGGGUAGGCAAUAUGAACUACGUCGUGAACAUACGAGACGAUUUCACUGGGUUCGUGGACGGUAGACCUAUGAGGAGUAAGGCGGCAAAGGAAGUAAAGAACUUUGUCCUAKAAUACAUAUCUAGGUAURGUUGUGUCARCAAGAUAGUGAUGGACAGAGGRGCGGAAUUCCUAGCCGACGAGGUCCARAGCGUGUUUAGSAGAGCCGGUGCGAGAGUUUCGAUAGCCACCRCCUAUCACCCACAGUCGAACUCCCCAGUAGAGAGGGGACACCAGACUCUGAUAGCGUCACUGUCCAAGUGGUGCAAGGGUAAGGACAGUGAUUGGCCACGAUAUUUUCGAUACGCGAUAUGGGCGGACAACGUCACGGUCCGGGCUAGUACCGGAUACCCACCGUACACCUUGUGGUUUGGACGACAUUGUCCGCUUCCCAUAGAAUUUCACGUCCACAGCUGGACAACCAUCGACUGGGCAGAGGAGAUGUCCAGAGAGGAACUCUUAGCAGCCCGAACGAGACAGAUAGCCUACGGGUUGGAAGAUAACCUCAUGACCGCAGCUGAUCGUCUGGCGGCAGAAAGGGACAAGGGUAAAGAGAGAUGGGAUAAGAACGUGCGAAUCAGGAAAGAGAGGGUAAGCGUAGGAGAUAUGGUUCUUCUCUACGAUGCAGCGCUGGAAAGGACCUGGACCGGAAAGCUUGCCAAUAGAUGGAUGGGACCUUAAAGAGUGGUUGAGGCACUUGACU